This is a messenger RNA of Trichoplusia ni (cabbage looper), 1679 nucleotides long. RefSeq lists its product as uncharacterized. The record is from RefSeq and is a predicted model, not a curated record. The transcript has 4 exons. NCBI's taxonomy places the organism in Eukaryota, Metazoa, Arthropoda, Insecta, Lepidoptera, Noctuidae. Bases 139 to 927 code for a protein of 262 amino acids.
UCGUUUGUAGCUUUCUUGGUAGGUUGUCGCGCCUGCGCCUUGCAUCCAAUGGACCAAAUUUUAAGCAAGUGUAACUCGAGAACGGUGUAAAGUGCAUCUGUUUUGUGUGAAAAUCCUAUAAAUAGUGAUCUAAACAGGAUGUCAUGCGGCGCAGAAUGUCUCUCGCUGGGCCCCCCUCCGGACUCGAUCCUGCACAUGCCGCCGCCGCCGCUGCCGGCCUUCCUGGCGAGUGCCGCCAACCUGACGCCGCCCUGCCGCGCCUCCAAGUGCCCCCCCAGCAGGAACAACGAGGAGAACGCGCUGUUCCCCGGCGUGGAGUACCAUGAGCUACCCAGACAUGGUGAGAUACAGCCGGCCACUAACGACGACACCUGGUUCCUGGUGCUGAUCACCUGCUGCAUCGCCGUGCUCUGUAUAGCUGCGCUACUGGCUCUGUUCCUGCUCAAAUGUAGAGAGGCUCGAGGUGGUUGCAAGGGCGGCGCCGGCAAAGCAUCCGGCUCGAACGCGUUAUACGGUGGAGCAGCUCUGGACUCCCGUGUGUUGUGGGCCGCACUCACUCCGCGCGGGACAAGACACUUCGUGGCUGACACCUACCCUCACGACGAGACAGAAGACCACCACUACGAAUGCGUCGAACCCCCACUAUACAAGCUCGGCCCACCAGAAGACCUCGCCAUUACCAGACAUUUCAACGUAGAAUACGAAGACCCAGCACCAUUAAUCGAAAGCUACAGCGACAGGACGGAGGAGUACUUCCGGAAUGGAAUGGAGACGCUCCGCAGGGGAGCCAGGCCCCUGGUGUCGUCCCCGACCAGGAUCGAGCGCCCCAACCUGCCGCCGCUCAACCUGCAGCCGCGCACGCUGCGCCGGCCGCCGCACUCGCGCCGCGUCAGCGACGCCAACAACCCGGACAAGUCGGCCAUCUGAACCGAGACUGGCGCGGUCUUCUCCGUCGCCGACACUACCGAUAUCGAUUACGACUGGCAAUCAAUCGAGAACUCCAAUAUCGAUCGUCUCGUUUGAGAACCACUCUCUCCUGUCACAACAUUAGUUUGGACGAGUGAUGUAUCAAAUGGUUUAAAAUCUGCUCAAAACUGUGAAGGACGCUUUUAAUAAAAUCACAUAAUCUGGACAUUUACAAAUGUAGCAAAUAGAAUAACAGGACUUCUUUCGAUAGUAGCUAAGUAUUUGGAAAAGAAUUGCACCUAAUUAUUUUUGUAGCUCUUAUUUUUUUUAUCUCGAAGAGUAGUAAGAGAUUAUCAUAAUGCGACGUAAAUAAUCAAAUAUUCGCUCUUUUAUUUUUGUAUAACUUAUCGAAAGAGGUAGCUGAAUUUAAAUAAUUUAGCAGCUACUGGCGUUAGAGCCAAGCUUACAGUGCAUUGGUGUCAAGUUAUCCUGUGUAUUCAAACAUAAUUGUAACGGUAAACGGUAGAAAUGAAAUUGUUCGAUGUAAAUAAAAUAGUUUUAUAUUUAAAUUUCUUGUGCAAUGUAAAUGCUAUUAUGCCUCUAGAACUAGUCAUAAAUGGUCACAAUUUCUAGUCAUUUAUAGCACAAUGUGACAUUGUAAUUUAAAUGUCUAUUUUAAUCCUAUUGCUAGUGUCUGUGUAACUUGUAAGAUUUUAUUUUAUAUCAAUAUGUAUGACGAAUUUUUGUACGUGUCAAUAAAAUUUUAUGAUUUA